AUGGUCCAGACUGUGCGUGUGUACGUGGAAGACCCUCUCCAAGAUGACGUAGCCGAGGGCAGCCGACAGGAGGGAGACAUGGAGGCCUUUCCGAGGAUUUCCGCCGGCCGGCUUGCUAUCGCCAGGGCCAGAAACCGCCCUACGGGCGCCACGGUCACCAGCCGACAGGAGGGAGACAUGGAGGCCUUUCCGAGGAUUUCCGCCGGCCGUCUUGCUAUCGCCAGGGCCAGAAACCACGGUACGGGCGCUACGGUCGGCAGCCGACAGGAGGGAGACAUGGAGGGAGACAUGGAGGCCUUUCCGAGGAUUUCCGCCGGCCGUCUUGCUAUCGCCAGGGCCAGAAACCACGGUACGGGCGCUACGGUCGGCAGCCGACAGGAGGGAGACAUGGAGGGAGACAUGGAGGCCAUUCCGAGGAUUUCCGCCGGACGUAACUAG
Messenger RNA from Phytophthora sojae, 438 nucleotides. RefSeq lists its product as hypothetical. The record is from RefSeq and is a predicted model, not a curated record. The transcript has 5 exons. The coding region runs from base 1 to 438 and encodes 145 amino acids. Lineage: Eukaryota; Oomycota; Peronosporomycetes; Peronosporales; Peronosporaceae.